AUGUUACAUAAUAUUAAUAUUGCAGUGAUGAGAAUUAGUGAAUGUUCAAAUAUUGAUGAUCUUCGAAUACAUGCAGCUGAUGGUCUUUUUCUUCCUGAUCUUCCUGAUCAAUUUAUUGAUUUAAAUCGACAAUUAAAUGAUUGUCUCGACCUUUGGUCAUUUGAUUUAUUUAAAUAUGAACAAUGUUUGAUUGAACUUCAUCGAACAGUUGUUCAUUUUCAAUUUCAACAUCAAGAAGCAAUCAAUCGUGUUUUGAAACAUUAUCUCAGUCGAUAUGUACAUGGAGAAACAACAUCAACUUUUGUUCUUUAUGCUGGAAAUGAACAAGCUGAUUGA
Molecule: messenger RNA, 336 nt
Organism: Rotaria sordida
Lineage: Eukaryota; Metazoa; Rotifera; Eurotatoria; Philodinida; Philodinidae
Source: the annotation of a GenBank genome assembly